AUGGAUGACAAACCCACGACGAGCCACUUUGCAAGUCUUGCGGUGACCCCGAUCGCAGCCCUCUUCCCUGGUAUUGAUUCUCCUGAAGAGUGGUAUCUCCAUGCGGUGGUAACUCUUCUCUGGCCCUUUUCAUCGGCUACGAAGCAGUUUAGCCUACAUUUAUCGGAACCGGAUUCCCGCCUACGAGGCGGUAAGGGCCAAAUAAAGGCAGUAUUCCGUGAGGGUGCAGCCGAAGCUGUUGCGAAGUCCAGUAUUGGGAUUGGAGAUACGGUUUUUCUAAGCUUACAGGGGGCUAAAUGGAAAAGCAGUAACCAUGCCGAGUCAAAUCAGUUGGACUAUACGCAAUGGGAUUUGUUAUUUGAUGACCAGGUCCUUCUCGAGGCGCAGCGUAAUUCUAUACCCUUGAGUAUAGUGAACCUGAAGGCUGCUUCAUAUGGGCAAGCAAAUAAAGGGUCUGCAGACCUACCGGCCACACCAAAGAGAUUGUCUACUGGAAUCUCGAGCCCGAUAUCUAUAUCAAAUCGGAGCUGGGUGUCGCCGGCGUUCUUGCGAAUCUCAAACGCACCAUUUAGCUCUCCACUGCUCGAUAGCCACAUUGAAGAAGAUGGAUACGUGCCGGGAAAAGGAAGAAAGAGAACAAAAUUCAGUCGACCCAGCAGUGAUUGGGUGUUCGUGGACUCCGCACCCAGUCCUACGAAAGAUGGGGAUAUAUGGGAAGACGAGAACCUGGAGACUGAUAAUGAGGAGAUGGUCGAACAAGUCAUUAUUGAUCAACAUUCCCCAUUCGGCCCGCCAUCCGAAAGUCUACCACCUACUGAGGAAAAUACAAAUACCCACGAACCUGUAAACCAAGACUUUGUGCGAAUACAUGGAUCUAAUAGCAGCUCAACCGUCCCACCGAUUUCAAAAACUCCAGAGAUAGCUCAAGAUAUACCGAAGGACAUUGGUCCUCAACCGGUUGCGAUUCAUCAGGAAAUUAUCAGAGAGCAACAACGCUUGUCCCCAAAGCUACUGGGUAUAGAGACUCCUCGGCUUCACCCAGUUGCUUCCCCAAGUAUUCCAGCUAUCUCUCCACUUGGCACAUCAAUUGGGGCUUCAACUGAUAAGUCCAUGACACCUGCUGAUUCAACGGACAUGGCGCUUCCACUCGUUAUUAGCCCGUCCAUACAUGCGACUACCGAGCUAGAUGUGCAUAGUGAGAGGGACCAGGGAGCUAUUUUAAAGUCUAGAGCAUCCGAACCUUUACUCAACCAAGAAUGCAAGGCAUCUUUUGACCACCCCACGGAUAUAUUAGUCGAACCUGAAUCGUAUUCUGGGGACUUAGAGGAAUCUACACCUACGGAAACCAACGGUCUCCCAGAGAGCACUGCAAAGGAGACAACACCACUGCACAAAGAUCUGGAACGUGUUGAGACAGAAAAUUUUGAAGUACUAUCCACCUAUAGCGAUGCUUCAUCUAAUGUAGGCCUAGGGAAUGAUGAUGGGGCCACAGCGACAUCGGUUAAAUCAUUGGGGGCCACAUCCGAGGAACACGAAAGCGAUCAAAGAUCCAGUGUCCAUUCUCCUCCCAGUGCCAGCGAUGUAGAAGAAUUUCUAUCACCAAAACCUAACUACCGGCACUCUGUCUCUUCAGACGGUGAUAGCUCGGAUGAUGAAGCAAGUAAACGCUCUUCUCCGAUGGAUGCAGACACAGAGACAGCUGAGCGAGAAGUUUUUGUGAUAUCCGAUAAUGAGUCAGACGCCUACGGGUCAGAAGCCGAGAGCGUAACUCAGAAUUUACCUUCUUCUGCUGUGGGUAGCAACGGAACUUCCAUGCAUAGUCGGUCACCCUCUCUUGAGAAAUCAACAAUUAACGAGUUCGUUAAAGAUACUACCGGCAGCAGUAUAGUAGAAAGCCGGGCUUCUAGUGCCUCACCUAGCAUCAAUUUUGAGGAUGAACCUCCCCUUUCGGAUGCGGGCGCACUGGAUAAUGCGGCGCAAUCACCAACAGAAAAUCAAACUGCUCCUGUGACCAUUAAUAGCCUUGUACCGUUUGGUAAUGAUAUUCGCCAGCCUACGGAAUCUGGUUUCUCUCAACCUGGCCUUCAUCAAUACCUAUGUGAUGCAAUAUGCAAUCCCAAUGAUUCUCAUAUUCAUACAGACUUUGCUGUUAAUGAGACUAAUCCUAUGGAUUCUCGUGGAGAAGAGCUCAUUUCAAGUUUUCUAGCACCACAGCCAACUGAUUUCAUAACUCCAGAAAAUACACAGGACUCUUGGGCGCCGUCUGGCCCUCGUCCUCAAAACCCAUCACUUCCAAUUCAUCUGGAGGCCAUUAUACCCACACCUCAACAUUCACAAACUACGGAACUUCCCUUUACUGCCUCUUUUGCCGAAAGCCAUCCAUACACUAUAGUCUCUUCCCCCUCUAGCUCCAUUCCAAGCCAUCCUAACAUAUCAACUUCUGCCCCUACGGAAGUAGAUAAUGCAAAGAUGAUACGUGUUGGAGUCCAAAAAGGCGAAGCAACGGAUGAUUCUGCCAAAGAAGCGCCUGAGACAGUCCAUCAUAGCUCUCCGAGCGAAAACGCCUCUAUUGAACCUGAAAUUGUAUUAAACGUUGACACAGAAAUUUUCGGGUUGCGCACAAAAUUUUCGUAUUAUUGCCCACUCUCACGCCUUAUCGAGAACUUCAAUCAGUCAGUUGACUGUAUCGCUAUUGUUGUUGAAAUCACCCCUAUCAACCGUACAGCUAAAGGUACCAAAGAAUACUAUGUUACUCUCAGAUUGACUGACGAAUCAUCUGGAGGGUCAACUACGACGGCGCAGAUAUUUCAUAAGAAAAAAGAUGCCCUUCCAAUGCCUGCCGAAGGAGAUGUGAUUCUGCUACGAAAUUUCCGAGUUCAGAGUUUAAACCAUAGGAUGGUAUUAAACAAUAUGGAGAACAGUGCAUGGGCAUUCUUUCCCCAGGAAAGUGUGGGUGACGUGCGAAUCGAUGAUGCCCCUGUUGAGUUUGGUUCUGAGGAACAGAACUUUGUCACGCAUCUUAGGGAGUGGUAUGGACAAGAGGGAGCCGACUUAGUUGCAAGGAAUAUUUCUCGAGAUAGUCAACAGGAAAGCAUUGAUGUCAGCAGCAGAUCGACAAGCGAGGCUGGCAGCCAACUACGGAAUAUCAUUAAAAAGCGUCGGCGAGAGUCACGAAUUACAUACCACGAGCUAAGGGAUGGAAAACGCUAUGCGGAUGUUGGAUCUCCUUCCGACACUGAGACCAUCCAUGAGUUACGGAAUGGAACCUUAUAUGCUCAUCCGGGCUAG
Microsporum canis CBS 113480 is the source of this 3288-nucleotide messenger RNA. RefSeq lists its product as hypothetical. Gene Ontology annotation, biological process: telomere maintenance. The coding region runs from base 1 to 3288 and encodes 1095 amino acids. The record is from RefSeq and is a predicted model, not a curated record. The transcript has 2 exons. Gene Ontology annotation, molecular function: DNA binding. Gene Ontology annotation, cellular component: chromosome, telomeric region. NCBI's taxonomy places the organism in Eukaryota, Fungi, Ascomycota, Eurotiomycetes, Onygenales, Arthrodermataceae.